AUGCUGACACUUCGGUUCCGAGACCUGGUCCAUCUACUGCUCGGCCUUGGGCUGCUGUUCAUCGUUUUACCGUCCGUGAUCGCGGAUGAACAAGUCUCCGAGGCCACCGUCGACCCGUACGUGGGCAAGACCGUCGUCGAGAUCAUUGAGGCGCGCGGCUACGAAGUCGAGACGCACAAGGUGACCACCUCGGACGGCUACCUCCUCACCAUGUACCGGAUCCCCAAGACGUACGCCGAGAGUCAAUCGGGCUCCGACGCGGCUGCCAACAAGCCUGCGGUUCAUCUGCAGCACGGACUGCUGGACAGCAGCUUCACCUUCGUCUCCAACUUCCGCAACCAGAGUCUCGCGUACGUGUUAGCCGACGCCGGCUUCGACGUGUGGCUCGGCAACAACCGCGGCACGACGUGGUCGAAUGAGCACACGAUGCUGACGACGGACGAUGAUGCGUACUGGGAGUUUUCGUGGCAGGAAAUGGGUCUCUACGACCUGCCGGCGAUGAUCAACUACGUCUUGGACACCACGGGUCGCUCCACCUUGAGCUACAUUGGCCACUCGGAGGGUACAACACAAGCGUUCGUGGGGUUCUCGGAGAAUCAAGAGGUGGCAAAAGUUGUCGACUACUUCGGAGCGCUCGCUCCACUCAAGGUGGACGAGGUCUUCCUCAACCUGGGCUUCACAAGCUUCUUGCCUCAUACGGAGCUGCUCGAGACGUUGCUGGCCGACGUUGUAUGCACCAACCUCGACGAGCUCUGUAACUCCGCCAUCGGUCUUAUCGCCGGUCCGUCGGACAACUUGAACGCCACGCGCAUUCCUGUCUACCUCUCGCAGACCCCCGCGGGCACGUCGGUCCAGAACAUGGCUCACUACGCGCAAGGAAUCCGGGACGACACCUUCGCCAAGUAUGACUACGGCUGCAGCUGUGUGCGUCUCCUGGGGAUCAACCUUUGCUCGUCGCUCAUCUGCAAGAACAAGGCCGUGUACGGCAGCUUCGACCCGCCCGCGUUCCCUAUCGGAGACAUGGUCUACCCUCGCACAGGGUUCUACAUCGGCGCGACCGACACGUUUGCCACGUCCACGGACAUUGAGCAGCUCCGCUCAGGGCUUCCCAGCGCCACUAUCGUGUACGAGCAAACCAUCGACGCGUUCUCGCACCUGGACUUCACCUGGGCCCAGAACGCCAACGAACUCGUGUAUCAAGACCUGUUGGUGAAGCUGAAGAAGUACGCUGGCGUCGGAUAUUGA
Molecule: messenger RNA, 1245 nt
Organism: Phytophthora sojae
Lineage: Eukaryota; Oomycota; Peronosporomycetes; Peronosporales; Peronosporaceae
Exons: 2
Coding region: 1-1245 (414 amino acids)
Biological process (GO): lipid metabolic process
Molecular function (GO): hydrolase activity, acting on ester bonds
Source: RefSeq, a predicted model, not a curated record